Messenger RNA from Pogoniulus pusillus (Red-fronted tinkerbird), 2970 nucleotides. RefSeq names its product zinc finger protein 385B (gene ZNF385B). The transcript has 10 exons. Bases 269 to 1720 code for a protein of 483 amino acids. Gene Ontology annotation, cellular component: nucleus. Gene Ontology annotation, molecular function: nucleic acid binding; zinc ion binding. NCBI's taxonomy places the organism in Eukaryota, Metazoa, Chordata, Aves, Piciformes, Lybiidae. The record is from RefSeq and is a predicted model, not a curated record.
UGAGCCCGCCGAGGCGGGGCGGCGGGAGGGCUGCCGGGGCCGAGCGGACGCAUGCGCCGGGACGGCGGUAGCGGGCGAGCUGCCGGGGUCCGGCGGAGUUGGGACGCGUUCGCUUCGGUCUGCUCGUCCGCCGGCCGGCCCCGCGUUGACUGCCGCCUUCCUCUCUCGCCGGCAGCUAAGGAUACUUGGUGCUGAAUAUCUACAAGUGUUUAUGCAGUCCAGUGCUAUUGGAACUGCCAAUGGUUCUUUGGUAUGAAGAUUUUGAGGUAUGAAACGUCCAUUAAGUCCUGAACACAUCUCUGAAGAUGGGAUUAUGAAUCAACCAGCUGUUCUACAGAGCUUUGAAGAAAAGGGACUGAGGAACGACAGACAGGACUAUCAAUUAAGCAAAGAAAAAAAGAAGGUACUGUUUUCUUUCUGUGAAGUGUGCAAUAUACAACUGAACUCUGCGGCACAAGCUCAAGUUCAUUACAAUGGGAAGUCUCACCUGAAAAGGGUGAAGCAACUAAAUAAUGGAAAACUCCCUACAAGUACAGCUACUGGCACUUUGUAUGCAACUACAAGCACAGGCACUACUACACUUCCCACCCUUGUGCGCACACCAACCUUGAUGAUGCAGCCUUCCCUGGAUAUCAAACCCUUCAUGUCCUUCCCUGUGGACAGCAGCUCUGCUGUUGGAUUCUUCCCAAAUUUUAACACAAUGGAUCCUGUGCAAAAAGCAGUCAUAAACCAUACAUUUGGAGUGUCCGUUCCCCCAAAGAAGAAGCAAGUCAUUUCCUGUAACGUCUGCCAGCUUCGAUUUAACUCUGAUAGCCAGGCCGAGGCCCACUACAAAGGAAGUAAACAUGCCAAGAAGGUCAAAGCACUAGAGGCAACGAAAAAUAAACCCAAAGUUGGUUCUUCCAAGGACAGCGCAAAGGCUAACACAAGCUGCUGCACCACGCCAGUCACAGCCAACAUCUCUGACAAAUCAGAAGAUAAAGGGAAAGCAAAACUCAAUAGUGCAAGUCAACAGUCCAGUACAGAAGCAGGUUCUUUUCCUCCCAAACCUGGAGUGGCAGCAGUGGCAGCUGUAACACCUGCUUCAUCUUCCAAGAGUACAAAUGGAUCCCCUAAUGCAGUUUCUGAGUCAGAAGAGGAAAAAGCCAAAAAACUACUUUACUGUUCAUUAUGCAAAGUGGCUGUGAAUUCCCUGUCACAACUAGAAGCCCACAAUACAGGCUCCAAGCACAAGACCAUGGUGGAGGCACGAAAUGGUGCAGGUCCCAUCAAGUCCUACCCCAGACCUGGAUCCAGGCUGAAGGUGCAGAAUGGCAGUAAAGGCUCAGGACUGCAGAACAAGACGUUUCAUUGUGAAAUCUGUGAUGUCCAUGUUAAUUCAGAGAUUCAACUUAAACAGCACAUUUCCAGCCGAAGGCAUAAGGACAGAGUGGCAGGGAAGCCUAUGAAACCUAAAUACAGUCCUUAUAACAAACUGCAGCGCAGCCCGAGUAUUUUAGCGGCAAAGCUUGCAUUCCAGAAGGACAUGAUUAAGCCACUGGCACCUGCUUUCCUUUCCUCUCCUCUUGCUGCGGCCGCAGCUGUGUCAUCAGCUCUGUCCCUUCCUCCUCGUCCCUCUGCUUCCUUGUUCCAGGCACCUGCAAUACCACCAGCUCUCCUCAGGCCAGGCCAUGGUCCCAUCCGGGCAACACCUGCCUCCAUACUCUUUGCACCAUAUUAAUUUAUCAGUACAAAAAAGAGAUAACUAUGGCCAGUGGAAAGGGUAAAAUGAAAGCAGGAAAUAGGUUGAGAUUCCAAAAUAUCUUUCUCUUUGGAAAUGCCACCCAAGGUGACACUUCAACCAUAAAAUUCACCAUCAGCUGUACUGCAUUUUGGAGUCUAAACAACCCUCCUUCUCAGUCUCCCUGUCUGUCCUUUUAAAAUCCACAUAGUAGCUUCAGUAAAAACUUAAUUACUCAUUAACAUUUCUAAUACUAAAUACCCAUGCAUCUAGUAUUUUUUAAUCUUUAUUUUCAACAUGUAUGAUGCACCUUGGAAUAAAUGAACGUAAAAUAUUUUCCUGUCAGACUUGAAAACUAGGGUCUUCCUUGCUCAACACUUCUGUAUAUACAUCUCUGAAAACCAGUGGGAUGUAAUCCAGUGUGGGAAUAAAAAAAGGCAGAUGAACCAAAUGCUUGAUUGUGGCUAACAUCUCAACAACUAAUGGCGUCCUCUUUUUUCUUUCUUCCAGUGUGCUCUUGUUGACAGCGUUUGUGUACUGUCCUAGGCCCCAGUACUGGUGUAUCUUGUGUAGUACUAAUGAUGUAUCUCAUGUCUGAUUUUACUAUUUUUAGUUUCUGUGCAAAUGUUUGAAAGCAAUGCUGCGCUGAAGCUGUUAAUGAUUUCUUUUGUGUCACAGUUUAUUUAGAGGAAUUAAAAAUAGAAAGCCAUAUAACAUAUAGUUAAGAUUACUACUUGUUUGCUACUUUGAUUUAACUUAUUUUUGUUGUUUCCUCAAUGGUGUUGCUAAGCAAUGUUUAAAAAGAAGAAAAAAAAAAAGCUUUUCAAUUGCACAUUACCACAGCUCACAUGCGUUGUUCAAGAAGGCAAUGGAUCCAUGUGUUUGUACGUAAACAACCUUAUUUCUUCAUUUCCCACUAGUUUCCUUGCAAUGAUGCUGCAUAACGUUGUGGCUCUCUAAUGCAAUAAUGUACAGAACAUAAAAUAUUUAUAAUUGACUGUAUGCUCUGUUUACUGAAUAUAUUGCAGUAAUGCCCCACUUAUCUUCUUACCUCCCCAACCCUUUUAUAAAGGUGAUAUCAAUAUGCAGCACUCAGACUGAAGUCAUUAUGUGACAAUGGAGACAACAGGUAGAAGAAAGGGGGAAAAAAUAGAAUUAACUUUUAGAGCAUCUUUAUCUGCGAUCCAUAAUAGUAAAAUGUCUGUGUAUUUUUUUAAAUGUACCUUUGCAAUAAAAUAAUAUGAAAAAUA